ACAAUGUAAACAUGAGCAAGAAAGUACCGAAGUUUAACUUCACAUAUUUUUUUCGUGUCUGGAUAAUAGUUGUAUCGAUCGUCAACUUUGGAGAUUCUCUACAGUACUUCAAAGACAAUUCUCUUUUAUCAAGGUUUAUAUAUACCCAAACACCACACUACGCUAACCCUGCAUUUGGAAGGAUUUACGGGCUAUUUAACUUUCUUCUGGCAGCUCUGAGGUUUUCCUGUGCCCUGGACAUUCAUAACAAAAGCCUUUACAACCUGACACUGCUAUCAUUUGUUUUAACAUUUGGAAACACAUUUACGGAAGCAGUUGUAUUUAGGACAGCCAGUGCCAAUUUUGCAGUCCUAUGCAAUCUUGUCCUUUCUGGUAUAUCUAUUAUAUCCUUGUUGUUUGGAUUCAGAUUUGUAUGUGAUGAACCAGCAACAGAUCUAGGGUCUGAUACGUUUCUGAAGAAGAAAAGAUCUUAAUUCUUAAUGGAUGAAGGACAUAUAUUGAAUAUUCAUUUAUGAUACAGUAUUUUGAAAAUGUGUAUUGCAUUUAUAAAUAUAAAUACCACUUACAUAAAAUA
Messenger RNA from Saccostrea cuccullata (small rock oyster), 574 nucleotides. RefSeq names its product ergosterol biosynthetic protein 28 homolog. The record is from RefSeq and is a predicted model, not a curated record. Bases 12 to 473 code for a protein of 153 amino acids. The transcript is spliced from 4 exons. NCBI's taxonomy places the organism in Eukaryota, Metazoa, Mollusca, Bivalvia, Ostreida, Ostreidae. Gene Ontology annotation, molecular function: protein-macromolecule adaptor activity. Gene Ontology annotation, cellular component: endoplasmic reticulum; membrane.